AUGCUCGCUAUCAAGGGUAUGAGCGCCGCCGUGGCCGCCCGCGGGUGUCGACCGGCCCGCGCGCGGCGCAUGGCUGUGCGUGCUGCAGCCAAGCCCUCGGGGGACGCGGGGCGCGCGUCGCACGUGGCGCACAUCAAGCCCGGCGAGACCAGCGAGCAGGCGGAGGAGCGGCGCGAGCAGGAAUCGAUGCGCGUCCAGGAGCGCGUCAAGUACAUCACCUGCAGGGAGGACUACGACCGCGAGAUCGCGGCCGCGGGGUCGAAGCUCGUGCUCCUCGAGGUCACUUCGGACAACGUGUGUCAGACCGGACUCAAGGAGGAGGUGGAGUCCAACUGGCGGCGGAAGCAGUCCGACAUCAUGCAGCCCUGCGUCAACCUCAAGCACUCCUUCCAGCGCGUCGCCCGGGAGUGCGACGACGCGGUCUUCCUCGAGAUCAUUGGCGACAUGGGCCCCGAAACAAAGGCGCUGUGCAAGGAUCUGGGCGUGGACACGAUUCCGUCGCUGCUGUUCAUCCGCGAGGGGCGGGAGCUGUGGCGGCACGCCGGGCACCUCAACGCCGCGGAGGACCUCGGCGAGGGCAUGCUCUUCUACAACGACACGCUCGCGGGCAACGAGAAGGCCACGAGCUUCGUCAAGGACCUCCACUCCGGCGCCGACCUCCAGGCCUUCCUCGCCUCGCGGCCCAAGGGCGAGGUCACGUGCGUCAACGUCACGGUGUCGACCUCCGCGCCCUGCAUCCACGUCUACCCGGCCGUCGUCUCCCUCGCGAAGCACUUCCAGGGCUACUGCGGGUUCGCGCGCCUGGACAUCGACCUCGCCGCGGACGGCAGCGAGAUCCUGAACAAGUAUAACAUUCUGGAUGUUCCGCUCUUCAUGUUCUUCCGGGACGGCGUGCAGAUCCACCGGUUCUCCGGCGGGUCGCGCUCGGACCUGCUCGGGCAGGUCCUCAAGAUCGCGCCCGUGCCGCCGCCGCCCGGCGCCGUGCAGGCGCGCUGA
Messenger RNA from Pedinophyceae sp. YPF-701, 996 nucleotides. The record is from the annotation of a GenBank genome assembly. Lineage: Eukaryota; Viridiplantae; Chlorophyta; Pedinophyceae.